AUGCGAUUAGUGCGUGAGACUGAGAGAAGACAGGGUGAAAGCAUGGAGAAGGGAGUAGAGAGAUGGGCAGUGGAUAUAUCAGAGUGGAACCCGACUUCUCAUCAAUUCUCUUUUGCUCUCUCUCUUCUUCCCCAACAUCACCACUCCUCUAUCACCAGAUUUGUGAAAAUGGAAGAUCGGAAACGAGCACUUGUGAGCCGGUUGCUUCAGUAUGCUCUAGUGCAUCAAGUGUUGGGAAUCCCAUUCCACCAAAUAAUCAUUAAGCGCACAAUUGAAGGCAAACCCUAUCUGGAAUAUGAUGAAGUUAACCUGGAAUUUCCCAAUUUUAAUUUCAAUACAUCCCAUCAAGGUGACUAUGUGGCCAUAGCUUCUGAACCACUAUGCCUUGUAGGAUUGGAUAUUGUUUCUCCUGUCAUUCCAGGGAAAGAGACAAUUCUAGUAUUCGUCCAAAACUUCUCGCAGUAUUUUUCUGCUUGGGAAUGGGAUUGUAUAGUUAAUGCUGGCACUAGUGAUGAAAUUUUGGUUGAGUUUUAUAGAUAUUGGUCUCUAAAAGAAGCAUUUGUCAAAGCCAUGGGGACUGGACUGGCAUACAGGUUGGACAAUGUGGAGUUCCGUCACACGAACUGGACCAACAUAUAUGUAAACAUGAACGGUGAGGACAAGAAUGAGUGGAGAUUUUGGCUUUCAGAGCUAGGAAAAGGACAUUUGGUAUCCAUAGCAAGAGGUCACCCAAGGUUAGCUGCUGAGAGUUAUAAGAGAACACUUAAACGGGUGGAUUUUGGGGAAGAGGAAUAUCACUUAGGUCUUCAUCUUCCAAAUGCAAGUUUCAAGUUGCAAACUGUGGAACAACUCGUUUCAGUCCAGGGCAGAGCAGAUUAUGGUAUUCCUACUGAUAACAAAGUUCACAGGUUUGAAGCUGAUGAAGUAGUCAAUGGUGAGAUUUGAACAUUGUAAUUUAAGAAAAGCAUACUCAAUCAGUUUAUUAUGUUUAAUGAAAGUAAAGAUUGAGGGUAGGAAGAUGUUUAGAAUCCUACUAUAAUACCAAGUAUACUUUUUUGAUACCUACCGAAAAGGUACCACCGAUCAGGUCCACAUGUGCAACAUAGCUCUUGUUGCUUCGUACCUGAGUCCUAUUCGCUUGUACCACACAUGGGGUUCUAUAAGUAUGUAUUUUUUUUAAUACAACCACCUAUUUAUUCA
Messenger RNA from Vitis riparia (riverbank grape), 1200 nucleotides. RefSeq names its product L-aminoadipate-semialdehyde dehydrogenase-phosphopantetheinyl transferase-like. Gene Ontology annotation, molecular function: holo-[acyl-carrier-protein] synthase activity; magnesium ion binding. The coding region runs from base 1 to 945 and encodes 314 amino acids. The record is from RefSeq and is a predicted model, not a curated record. Gene Ontology annotation, cellular component: cytosol. NCBI's taxonomy places the organism in Eukaryota, Viridiplantae, Streptophyta, Magnoliopsida, Vitales, Vitaceae. The transcript has 5 exons.